Messenger RNA from Melanotaenia boesemani (Boeseman's rainbowfish), 3589 nucleotides. It is a transcript of the gene slc1a6, whose product is annotated as solute carrier family 1 member 6. Gene Ontology annotation, molecular function: neutral L-amino acid transmembrane transporter activity; glutamate:sodium symporter activity; L-glutamate transmembrane transporter activity. Lineage: Eukaryota; Metazoa; Chordata; Actinopteri; Atheriniformes; Melanotaeniidae. Bases 276 to 1964 code for a protein of 562 amino acids. The transcript is spliced from 12 exons. Gene Ontology annotation, cellular component: plasma membrane. The record is from RefSeq and is a predicted model, not a curated record. Gene Ontology annotation, biological process: L-glutamate transmembrane transport.
CUGGAAGCAAAGCACAAACAGUUCCAUCGCCUUGUUAAAUGGGAGUCUACGGUGAGGAUGAUGAGGGGAGAUUCUGUGUGUGGGCAAUACUAGUUCAUUAUCGGGAGCGUGGUGGAGAGAAAGACAUCCACAUGACGGUGUGAGGAUCCUCUUGGAAAAGCAGAAAGGCACGUUCAGACAGAACGAUCUGUCAACUCAUGACAGUGGGACAUAACUGAAGACCAAAACAGGUUUCCCACGAGACCUGCCUCCUCGACCAAGUGCUGGAGCUUAUUAUGAACGAGAAGCCACCCAACAGUGCAAGUCUUUUCCUAAACGAGGACGUAGACAAACCCCCCCUGCCAAACAGAGGAGACCUUAGGAGACGCUUACGUAGGGCCAUGGAGAGGAGAGCCAGCAGCAUGAAGGAGAGGAUGAGCUCCAUCAGCAAGGAGAACCUCAAGGGUUUCCUCAAGAGAAAUCUGUUUGUGUUGUUCACCAUCGCUGCUGUUGCACUGGGUGUAAUCCUGGGCUUUUCUUUACGUCCACACAACUUUUCCCUGAGAGAUAUCAAGUACUUUGCCUUUCCUGGGGAGCUCUUGAUGAGAAUGCUGCAGAUGCUGGUGCUGCCUCUCAUUGUCUCCAGUCUGGUCACAGGUAUUUCUUCUUUGGACAGCAAAGCAUCAGGUAAGAUGGGUAUACGGGCAGUGGUCUACUACAUGGUCACCACCUUAGUUGCGGUGUUUAUCGGCAUUGUGAUCGUCAUGAUUAUCCGUCCGGGACAAGGCAGCAGGGACAGUCCUGUGGCCAAAAAUGGAAAUAUUGAACCAGUUCAGGCUGCUGAUGCUUUUCUGGAUCUCAUUAGGAACAUGUUUCCUCCCAAUCUUGUAGAGGCAUGCUUCAAGCAGUAUAAAACCGUGUAUAAGAAGAUUAUUCACACAAGGAAUGUGACGGUGACUCUAAACCUGACAGACUCUCUCAACAUGACAGAGACUAACUUGAACAUGAACCUCAGCAGGGUGCUACAUACCAUACAGGAGACAGUUGAGGAGACUGUUCCUGUGACCGGCUCUUCUGGUGGAGUGAAUGCUCUGGGUCUGGUGGUCUUCUCCCUCUGCUUCGGUCUGGUCAUUGGCAACAUGAAGCAGCAGGGUCAGGCUCUUAGAGACUUCUUUGACUGCUUGAAUGAAGCCAUCAUGAGGCUCGUGGCCAUCAUCAUAUGGUAUGCCCCAGUGGGCAUCCUGUUUCUGAUUGCAGGAAAAAUAGUGGAGAUGAAGGAUUUGGCAGAAGUCGGUGGUCAGCUUGGGAUGUACACUGUGUCUGUCAUUGUGGGCCUCCUCAUCCAUGGACUCUUUGUUCUGCCACUGCUCUACUUCCUGGUCACCAGAAAGAACCCAUACAGCUUCAUUGGUGGCCUGCUGCAGGCACUCAUCACUGCUCUAGGAACGUCCUCCAGCUCUGCUACCCUGCCCAUUACUUUCCGUUGUCUUGAAGAAAACAACCAUGUGGAUAAACGAGUGACCCGUUUUGUCCUUCCUGUUGGCGCCACCAUAAACAUGGAUGGCACUGCACUCUAUGAGGCUGUGGCAGCCAUCUUUAUUGCUCAAGUCAAUGACAUGGACCUAAACUUUGGGCAGAUUCUCACCAUCAGUAUCACAGCAACUGCUGCCAGCAUUGGAGCAGCAGGCAUCCCUCAGGCUGGCCUGGUUACCAUGGUGAUAGUAUUGACAUCGGUGGGACUGCCUACAGAGGACAUAACACUGAUCAUCGCUGUGGAUUGGUUCUUGGACCGUUUGCGCACCACUACCAAUGUUCUGGGUGAUUCGCUCGGGGCUGGCAUUGUGGAGCAUCUUUCCCGUGGAGAGCUGCAGAAUCAAGAGGCUGAGGGGCACAACUCUGUAAUCGAGGAAAACGAGAAGCCCUACCAGCUUAUCUGCCAGGAGAAUGACUCACUGAACCACCUAAAUAAUGAGACCACAAUGUGAAACAAUAUCUCACCUGAAAGAACUUCACACACCAAAAGCAUUUUAGCCGGAGGGUUGGCACUACGAGGGGGUGGCCCUUGAGAGCAUAGUAGUGUGUGGUGAACUGAGCCAGUGCUUUAUUCUUUCCACACAUCUUUUCCUGUAAAUACAGAGGGCUGUCUGGAAAACCAUACAACACCUUUUCUGAGAUAUCUGAUGACACAAAAAAUUGGCCCAAAACCCUAAUUAUUCAUUUAACACCAAAUACUGUUCAGACUGAAGUCAAAUUUUUCAGGUUUGUCAAAACAUUAUAAAACUUAUUAGCAGUGGUGCUAGAUAACAGUAUUAUUCCAAGACUGUGCCAACAUUUACACAGAAAAUGUAAACCAGCUUAGUUUUUAAUCCUUUGUUGGAAAAUGUGCACAUUAGGCUCAUUCUUUUUCUGGAACUCCAUUUACUAUGAACAUUAUUUCCAUUUUAUUAUUCUCAUCCUGACUACCUCUAACAGGGCUUACUUACAGUUUCCACACUGCAAAACAACAACACACCAGCACAGUAGGAUGUAAAUAAAUAAUUUUCAGUAUUCUAUUAUCCUGUUUUAACUCUGUGUUGUUUAAGCUUUUUAACUCAAUUUAAUUCUAAGACUUUAAAUGUUUUUGACUGUUAAACACUUGGAAAUGGUAACAAGAAAAACUAUGAAACUGAUAUCAUUUUGGUGACUUGGUAGAAUGUUUUUCACUCAGUGCUUUAUUAUAAAUAUUUGUGAUUUCUUGUAUUUAUUUGGUGCUAUUGCAUUUAAACUGGGCACAGAACUGUAUGCUAAAGAGUCAUUUCUCAUUAGGCUGCAAUACAAUUGAUAUUGUUCAUUUUUUCCUUCCAUUUAACUACUUUUGUAUGCAUUUACCCUUAAUUCUUUUUAUCCCAGUUGAGAUUUUUAUUUAUAAGUUUAACAUUUUGCUCUAUACUUAAAUGACUGAUCCACAGAGUCACAGCUCUAAUACUUUGAUGACUUUCAGAAAACGUUUUGUCAUUUGCAACAGCAGUGUGGUUUGAUUUAAGAAAGCCAUUCCACCCACCAGGCUGUACGUUUUCCUUAUUAUAUCUUAUUAUCCACUAAAGAUGUAACUUUAGUUACUUUCUUAAGGAAAAUAUUACAUAAAAGCAACUUAUUAUUUUUAUGGUUUGUUGAAAAGUACUGUGAAGAAAGUUUGUGAAUGCAUUAAAAGUUUUAAUAUACUUUUGUUUUAUUAAGUGCUGUGCAUAAUACUGAAAGUAUAAAUAUAUUUCCCUUUUAAUUUAGAGCUUAUUGGACUUUGUGCAACUUUUAACUUAGUUUUCAAGUUUGAUGUUAUUUAAAUGGAAAUGUUAUUUUGUGGCAGAGCAGCUGAACAUUUUGGAUGGACAGCUAAUAAAAAUGUGGCAAAUAAAUGUCUCAGGAACUGAAGUGUGAUUCUCAUUGUUGUGAUUGGGGGUUACCCCAUAGUGGAGGAUAUUCUAUCCAGAAGCUGUUGGUCCUCUCCUAGAGGAAAACAUGGAUCAAAAGUCAUAUAGUUAGAGAGAACAGUUUGAUAGUAGUAGAUUACUGUGAAGGCAAUACUUUACUAUUGUGUGCAACCUUUUGAAUUUCAUAAUAAUGUUGUGAUUGU